Molecule: messenger RNA, 1233 nt
Organism: Recurvomyces mirabilis
Lineage: Eukaryota; Fungi; Ascomycota; Dothideomycetes; Mycosphaerellales; Teratosphaeriaceae
Exons: 3
Coding region: 1-1233 (410 amino acids)
Molecular function (GO): heme binding; monooxygenase activity; iron ion binding
Source: RefSeq, a predicted model, not a curated record
AUGAUCCAUAAGACUAUCCACAACAUCCUGAACAUUCGCGCUGCCGUCAACUACGUACCGUAUCAGGAUCUCGAAAAUAAGAUCAUGCUUCAAGGUAUAAUCGACGAACCUGACGCAUUUCUCGACCACAUUCGACGUUACACGUUUUCGCUAUCUACUCAAAUCAUCUUUGGCUAUCGAGCUCCGUCCACCCAAGAUCCCAAUCUUCAGCAGCUAUUCUGGAGCUUUGAACGAUGGGGCAAACUUGCGGGUAGUGCAAGCGCACAGAUAGCUGAUUUAUUCCCAAUCCUCCAAUCCAUUCCCGCCGCUCUCUCUCCGCCCGUGCGUACUGCUCGGUGGCUACACGAGAAGGAAAAAUUUUUAUAUGUUCGCUUGUGGAUGCGUGCAAAGAAGGGAGUCUCAGACGGGACUGGACACGAGACGGAAGGCUUCGACGACGCCCAAGCAGGAUACAUCAGCGGCUCUCUUCUCGAAGCGGGUUCUGACACUACUGCUGCGAUUCUCUAUGGCUUUAUUCUUGCCAUGAUCAUACACCCUGAUGUCCAGAACAAGGUGAAGGCAGAAGUCGAUAAGGUCGUAGGACCCGAACGAUUACCCACCAUCGAGGACUAUGAGAAUCUCCCGUAUGUGAGGUGUUGCAUUAAGGAGGCCAUGCGCUGGAUGCCGACCGUGAUACUGGGUGUACCACAUGCCGCCGUGAACGAGGACACCUAUAAGGGCUGGCGAAUUCCCGCUGGAGCGACAGUUAUCAACAAUGUCUGGAGCAUUCACAUGGAUCCGAAACGAUCUCCUGAUCCUCGUACCUACAAGCCAGAGCGUUUUGCCUCUGACACGAGAUCCUUAUACGAAUCCGCCACUGGGGAGGCCUCUCAAAGAGACAAUUACGUCUUUGGUGCGGGGCGCCGACUAUGUCAGGGUAUUCAUAUCGCCGAGCGAAGCCUGGCUCUUGGAGUCUCCCGUCUCAUGUGGUCCUUCGACAUCAGUCCUGCGACCGAUCCCCAGACCGGGGAACCUGCCAAGUACGACGGCGACGACCUUGUCGGUGGCAUUACUGUUGAGCCACGACACUACAAGUGCAACUUCAAGAUCCGUAGCAUACAAAAAGACAAGAUCAUCAGGCGAGCAGUGGAAAAGGAUGCGGCAGACUUCCUCGACAGCCGGACUGGACAGUGGCGAAAAACUCCGGACGGUAUGGCCUUCAGCACGUGGGUACCGGAAGAGGUCAAAUUUUGA